AUGGCGACGAACUGGUUCGGAUCUGCUCAUGAAUCGGUUACCAACGCCAUUGCCAAUGCACCAAGUUUGCAAGCUGUGGCGGAGAACCUGGGAAUCAAAGAUUUUCAUCAAUGGGCCUCGGCCAAAGCGUUUGACCUGCACUCAGCAGUCCACGAGCAGGCAGUCGAGUUAGUGAAGACCAAGGUGAAGGGAGAGUUCGGGAACGAAGUCAUCGACAUGCUGGAUGCUCUUUCCGAAUGCAUGCGGAAGAUUUCAGAGGAGUUGAAGCUGAAGGAGGCCAAGUUUGGCAUUACGUUGGCACUUCCGUUGGUCUCCAUGCAGCAUAACAUGCUGGAACGUCCCGACGUCGAAGGACUUUUGACCGACCGGGCGUUGCUGGACGAAGCGGCGUAUUGGGUGGAUUUUGCUGCGGGAGCCUAUGGUAAGGAGGACAUCAAGGGCUAUGACAAAGCCUCGGUGAACGUGGCGAUUGGUGAGAAGUCAGGAGUGGAGGUAACAGUGGCGUAUCUUCCGGCAAAAGGUGUUCAAAUGCCUGGGCACUUUGUAGCUGUGGACAGGAACAAUCGAGAAGUGGUUCUGGGCAUUCGUGGUACGACCACCCUGUCCGACGCGCUCACGGAUGCCGUGGGAGAAGCCACGCAGGUUCCAGGCUGCCCUGGUCUACUGGCGCACAAAGCGAUGUUGGCCAGUGCACAGGCCGUUCUUGAAAAGACACGGCCUGCACUGGAACAAGCACUGCGUGAUCACUCAGGUUUCUCCUUGGUCAUCACUGGACACAGCUUGGGUGCUGGGACGGCGAUUCUUUGCACUGUUCUACUGUCGGCAGAAUGCUUGGAGUGA
Messenger RNA from Durusdinium trenchii, 840 nucleotides. The record is from the annotation of a GenBank genome assembly. NCBI's taxonomy places the organism in Eukaryota, Dinophyceae, Suessiales, Symbiodiniaceae.